Molecule: messenger RNA, 1157 nt
Organism: Gossypium raimondii (Peruvian cotton)
Lineage: Eukaryota; Viridiplantae; Streptophyta; Magnoliopsida; Malvales; Malvaceae
Product: calcium-dependent protein kinase 24-like
Exons: 2
Coding region: 408-710 (100 amino acids)
Biological process (GO): intracellular signal transduction; peptidyl-serine phosphorylation; protein autophosphorylation
Cellular component (GO): cytoplasm; nucleus
Molecular function (GO): ATP binding; calcium-dependent protein serine/threonine kinase activity; calcium/calmodulin-dependent protein kinase activity
Source: RefSeq, a predicted model, not a curated record
UUCCAAAUAAAUCAAAUAGUCUCCAAUUUUUUUUCCUUUUCCUUUUUUUCUUUGCUAGGGUUUUAAACUUUCUUCCUACCCAAACACUUUUUUUUCCCUUUCUUCCCAUGGGAUGUUUAUGAUCUAAAACCCGCCAAUUGCAAUAGUUGUUAUUGCCAUCUCAUGGGAAGCUGCAUAUCAACACAAGCGAAACUAAUAAAUUCAUUAUCGAAGAGAUAUUAUGAUAGAUCCGGUACCAAAGGGAAACCCAAGCAUGCACGUUUCGAUCACAGCGAGUCGCGUAAAUCAGUGAGCAAAUGCGUGAGCAGUACCCGUAAGGUAUUGAAAAAUCCGUCGGGGAAGAAUAUCUUCGACCUUUACGAGAUCGGAAAGAAGUUGGGGAUAGGCGAAUUCGGGAUCACGCACCAAUGCUUCGAUUUAGAAACCGGGAGGCUUUCGCGUGCAAGAAGAUAGCGAAGGCGAAGCUGAGGACGGAGGUGGACUUGGAAGAUGUAAGAAGGGAGGUGGAGAUUAUGAGACAUUUGCCGAAGCAUCCGUAUAUUGUCACCUUUAGGGAAGCCUUUGAGGAUAAAGAAGCUAUUUAUCUUGUUAUGGAGCUUUGCCGUGGAGGUGAACUUUUCGAUAGAAUCCUCGCUAAAGGUCAUUAUUCGGAACGAGCUGCUGCUACCAUCAUUAAAACUAUUUUGGAGAUUGUCAAGGAAAAUGCAUGAAACAAAUUGAUGCAGGUGUGGCCGGCCAAGGGGAGUGUGUGGCUGCUAAUUAUUUGUUAUUUUUAGCAGCCACUCCCACCUAUAAAUACCCCAUUUCACCUAUUCAUUCAACACAACUCUCUCACCUUUCAUUCCACACUUUUCUCCCAUUUUCUCUCUUCCAAACCUUCUCUUGUUUUCCAUUUUUCCCUUCCAUUCCCUUGCCGAUUCCCUUCUUGGAAAAGAGCCCUUCAACCAUCGUUGGUAGCAGCAUUCAAGUGCUUGUGGAAGCCUCAGUUCAACAAGAACGAGCAGAGGAGGAGCAGAGCAAACUAGUCAAACUUUGGAGAAAUAGGGGAUUUGAUUCUAGUUUCCUAUCAUUUAACUGUUAUUGUUGUUGUUAUGAACAUAUCUAUGAAUAUUUGUUAUGUUGUUAUUCUUAAUUUAAUUAGCAUGGCUUAAAUUUAA